AUGUCGGACGCCGAAGAAUUGAAUGCUGAAGAAGAGAUUGAACAGGAGGAAAAUCAGAAGUCUGAAAAUGAAGAACAUCAAAAAUCUGAAAACGAAGAACGUCAAAAGUCUGAAAACGAAGAGCAUCAAAAGUCUGGGAACGAAGAACAAGAAAGUAGAAAUGAAGAAAAUCCUGAGGAACCCGAAGAAGAGGUUUGUAUCUGA
Didymodactylos carnosus is the source of this 204-nucleotide messenger RNA. NCBI's taxonomy places the organism in Eukaryota, Metazoa, Rotifera, Eurotatoria, Philodinida, Philodinidae. The record is from the annotation of a GenBank genome assembly.